Molecule: messenger RNA, 2537 nt
Organism: Cuscuta campestris
Lineage: Eukaryota; Viridiplantae; Streptophyta; Magnoliopsida; Solanales; Convolvulaceae
Source: the annotation of a GenBank genome assembly
AAUUGUUGUAUUUGAUUCUCACUUCCGUAUUUUCUGUUCUUUUUCCUUUUGUUUCUCAUAUACAAGGCCAUAUAUGAGAUAACAUUUAUGAACUCUUUCUUGAUUUGAGAGAUGAUAAAAGGACAUGACGUUUUAUGGCUGCUAUUUUUGGUACCAUCUCUCUGUCUCUGCUCAUUUCUCUUCAUGAUUUUUUAUCAUUAGUAUUUAAUAUAUUUGAUUCCUGAUAUUUACCAAAACACGUCAAUAUGAUAGAAUUAUUUGUAAGUGCACAAUUACUUCAUUACUCAAGGUAUAGUCUGGCUCAAAUUCUUUGUAUGUAUAUUUCUUUCAAGUCACAUGGAUAAUUUGAGAGUUUAUGGUCUAUUUCUGUGUAUAAAAGUGUCGUAUGUGAUGUGGUUAUCCUUUCCCUGUAGCAGAUCUUUUCACUGGCAAGUGUGUCAUCUUUAGUCGAAGGAUCCAAAGGAAAAGGCUAAACCAGAGACAAGAGAUUGGUUGAAUAAUGUGGUUCAUUUGGAAGCAUCCAUUGUUCGACACAAGGCUCACAUAACGAAGUUAAAAUUGAUCUUGACGUUACUGGGGAUGAGUUGAGCCCAGAGCAAGUCAAUGAUGUUAAAGAUUUUCUGGAUGCUAUGUAGAGCGCAAUCAGGGUUCCCCGGCGACACUUGAACACGGUCAGCGGCAGGCCAUAUAUUCCAGAGAGGGUUGGCGGUUCUGACGCAGCAUCAAUUAGAACCUCCAGCAAUUGCUUCCGAAUGGGCUUCUCGGUCUUCCCAAAUUGACGGGCAGAUCCUAGAUAGACAACGCAGAGAAGAGUUGAGGCUUAGACUUCAGAUGUGUUUUGCCCUCUUUGCUGCAUCUUCUGUCUCCUUGUUGUCCAUGAUUGAGGCUAAUUUAGAUGAGACAAUAUCAAGUUGAAAAUCCUUAUUCUUCUGGAGUAGACAAACUCCAAUACAAGCUAUUGCACCACAACCAGGCUACUUAGUCUCAGUACAAUGAUACUCUAGCUUUAAUUUCUGCAAUCAAGGUUUUGCCAACCACAGCUUUGAAUGUAUAAAAGACCAGAUUUUUUUUUUGCCUAUUUUCAACUUCUGCAGUACUUAUGGACCAUCAUUUUAAAGCUCAUUGCUCAUCUUCUUCAAUAAUUUUUCAUUUGUCAAAUCUUAUGAGUUAUGAUAGAUGUAUUUACUGCAGUUGCAUGACUGUUUGUACUAAACAAUUUGUAAAUUUACUCUUUGACCCUAUUAAUCUGCAUGAAUUUUGGUAUUGGGGGAAACAUAUAGCUAGCUGAUAGGGUGUAUCCCAAUCAAUGGCCUGCAAAUAUGCUUGAGAAUUGAAAAUUUUGUUUUGAGCUAAACUGAUCUUUCUCUUAUAUUCUUUAUUAAUAUUCUUUUACCUUUUUUAAUAGCUGGAAUGCAUUGUGUGGAUCCUCCAACAAUGAAUGAUCUCGAUGAAAACAGAGGAAAUGUCACACAUAAUAGCGCCCCUAACAGGACUAGGUAGUUGCUCGAAAUUGGAAUAAAAGGUCCAAGAAUUAUUGGUAAAUGAAAAUCUUGCGAGAUUGUGGGCUGCUGUGUUGGCCUCCAGGUUUAUUGGUUGCCCCAAGAAUCUACUUUUUUUUCACUCCAAAAUGUGCUGCUCUGACUUCUCCCUCUUCCGGAUCACAAGACGGCAACAUCAGUUGUACCGGAGAUUCCCCUCUAAGGAAACUCCAUUGAAGUGCUUGGAUUGCUCCCAUCUUGAUUGUGGGGAUGGUGCCUCUGAUGUAGUUGUGUUUUCCUUUACCUUUGACUGCAGUGAAUUGGUGUGGGAUGAUGAUCCAUUAAUGCUUCAGCUUCUUUAAGGUUAUCUUCCAGCACCUUCACUUGUGAGAAAAUGUUGCCAAAGGCGUAGGGUGGAAUACAAUGCACAGGAAAAAAUUGCGGGAAAGGGAGCUAUGCAAUGGGUUCGUUUUGUUCAAGAUCUGCAGUUUGGUAGUUGCAUUUAGAUGAUUUUUGCCACUACGUUCUGACUCUCUGCACUAUGCAAGGGUUUGCUUGCUGAAGGCUUGUGUUGAGAUACUGGGCUUGUGUUGAGAUACAGCGUAUGAUGUUUUUUUAGAGUUUCUUCUAUUUUGUUUGUAUUCUCUUGUGUUUAUGCGAUUAAGAAGUGGUAAAGUAAUUGGUGAAGAAAGCGGAAGUGAAACAGGUGUGGGAUGAUGAUCCAUUAAUGCUUCAGCUUCUUUAAGGUUAUCUUCCAGCACCUUCACUUGUGAGAAAAUGUUGCCAAAGGUUUACAUUUUUUUGGUGCGAAACCGAAGAGCAAACUUUAUGAGAAAGGGAGCUAUGCAAUGGGUUCGUUUUGUUCAAGAUCUGCAGUUUGGUAGUUGCAUUUUGAUGAUUUUCCACUACGUUCUGACUCUCUGCACUAUGCAAGGGUUUGCUUGCUGAAGGCUUGUGUUGAGAUACUGCGUAUGAUGUUUUUUUAGAGUUUCUUCUAUUUUGUUUGUAUUCUGUAAGUAUUUGAUUUGGCAUAUCUGCUAAUGAAUAACUAAAACUUAA